Messenger RNA from Drosophila gunungcola (fruit fly), 4122 nucleotides. It is a transcript of the gene HDAC6, whose product is annotated as histone deacetylase 6. Gene Ontology annotation, cellular component: histone deacetylase complex. Gene Ontology annotation, biological process: chromatin organization. Bases 236 to 3691 code for a protein of 1151 amino acids. The transcript has 8 exons. Gene Ontology annotation, molecular function: zinc ion binding; histone deacetylase activity. The record is from RefSeq and is a predicted model, not a curated record. Lineage: Eukaryota; Metazoa; Arthropoda; Insecta; Diptera; Drosophilidae.
UCGAAACGUUUGUUAGUUAACCUUUUUUUAGUUGUUCGGGAAAAAGUCAAGAAACUAGUCAAGAUACUAUACAUCAUCCAUCCACCUGGGCACUUAUCGCACUUGAGUGGGCAGCUAAAUUCAUGCAUCCAUCGCUGCAUUUAACCCACUUGAGUUACAGUAGUACCUAACAUAAUCAUUUCUGGAAAUUGCCAAGAUACUGGAUACUGGCGAGUUGGUAACUAAAUUCGAGUCCAUGUUCCCACAGAGCCCGCCCAUCGUCACGCGACGGAGCGCGCAGCAGGCGAAGAUACAGACGCGGGCAAUGGCCAAUAAAUCGAAGGCGGGGACGACGGUAACGGCGGCGGGAGUGAUCGGCGGUUCUGCCAUCACCGGCACCGGCAGCGCUAUCAGCAGCGGCAGCGGUAUCAGCAGCGGCACCGGCGAUUCGCGAAAAGCGAACAAACCGAGUGCAUCGCUCUUGGAGGCGAAACGUCGAGCGCGGAACAUGCUCAAGAACCAGAGCAACGCCAUGCAGGAGUCCGUCACGGAUAUAUUCCAGAAUGCUGUCAAUUGUAAGGGUCUGGUGCGAAAACCCACGGCUCUGAUCUACGAUGAGUCCAUGAUCCAGCACUGCUGCUUGUGGGACAAGGAGCACUACGAGUGUCCCAAACGUUUCACACGCGUCCUCGAGCGCUGCCGGGAACUGAAUCUCACGGAGCGCUGCAUGAAGCUGUCGUCGAGAUCGGCCACCAAGAAGGAGAUUCUGCGCCUGCACACGGAGGAGCACUUCGAACUCCUGAAGCAGACCGCCGGGAUUCGCGAUGAUGAGCGCAUGGAGGAGCUGAGCUCCCGCUACGAUUCAGUCUACAUACAUCCGUCCACUUUCGAGCUUUCCUUGCUGGCCACCGGCUCCACCAUUGAGCUGGUGGACCAACUGAUCGCUGGAAGGGCCCAGAAUGGCAUGGCCAUCAUCCGGCCACCGGGUCAUCAUGCGAUGAAGGCCGAGUUCAAUGGGUAUUGUUUCUUUAACAAUGUGGCAUUGGCCGCCCAGCAUGCCCUCGAUGUUUACAAGCUACAGCGCAUUCUGAUCAUCGACUAUGACGUCCAUCAUGGCCAGGGAACACAGCAGUUCUUCUACAACGAUCCCAGGGUGAUCUACUUCUCCAUCCACCGCUUCGAGCACGGCAGCUUCUGGCCGAACCUACAAGAGUCGGACUUCCAUGCGAUUGGAUCGGGUCCGGGCACGGGCUACAACUUCAACGUGCCCCUGAAUGCGACGGGAAUGACGAACGGCGAUUACCUGGCCAUUUUCCAGCAGCUGCUGCUGCCGGUGGCCCUGGAGUUUCAGCCGGAGCUGAUAGUGGUCUCCGCCGGCUACGAUGCGGCACUGGGAUGUCCCGAGGGCGAGAUGGAGGUGACACCGGCCUGCUAUCCGCAUCUGCUCAAUCCCCUGCUCCGGCUGGCCGACUGCCGCGUGGCCGUGGUCCUCGAGGGCGGCUACUGCCUGGAAUCGCUGGCCGAGGGUGCCGCCCUCACACUCCGCUCCCUGCUCGGCGAUCCCUGCCCCCCGCUGGUGGAGGCAGUGCCCCGGCCCCGGCCCGAUCUCGCCCAGGCGCUGCUCAGCUGCAUCGCCGUGCACCGACCCCACUGGCGUUGUCUGCAGCUCCAGAAGACCUACGAACCCGCCGAGCUGGUGCUGCUGGGGCGGGAGAAGCAGAAGGAUCUGCACCAGGUGCUGCACCAUUGGGUGGGCGGACCGCCGCCAACGGAUCGCUAUCCGACACGAGGCACGGCCAUUCCGCUGCCCGCGGAUACGGAGGCGCGCAACAGGGCCCGCCUGCAGGUGCUGCGCACGGAGACCAAGCUAUCGAUGCCAUCCGUACGCGUAUGCUAUGCCUACGAUGCCCAGAUGCUGUUGCACUGCAACCUCCACGAUACCGGGCAUCCGGAGCAGCCGUCGCGCAUCAAGCACAUCCACCGGAUGCACGACGAGUACGGCCUGCUGCCGCGAAUGAAGCAACUGGCGGCCAGGGCGGCCACCACGGACGAGGUGUGCCUGGCCCAUACGCGAGCACACGUGAACUCGGUGCGUCGCCUGCUGGAACGCGAUCCGGAGGAGCUGCACCAGGUGGCCGGCGGCUACAAUUCGGUGUACCUGCAUCCGAGCACCUUCGAUUGUGCCACCCUGGCGGCCGGUGCUGUGCUCCAGGCGGUGGACAGUGUGCUGCGUGGUGAGUCGCGCAGCGGCAUCUGCAAUGUGCGGCCACCGGGACACCAUGCCGAGCAGGAUCAGCCGCACGGAUUCUGCAUAUUCAACAAUGUGGCCAUCGCAGCGCAGUACGCCAUCCGUGACUUUGGCCUGGAGCGUGUGCUCAUCGUGGACUGGGACGUGCACCAUGGCAACGGCACGCAGCACAUCUUCGAGGCGAAUCGCAAGGUGCUGUACAUCAGUCUGCAUCGCUACGAGCACGGCUCCUUCUUUCCCAAGGGACCCGACGGCGACUACGAUGUGGUGGGCAAGGGAUCCGGCCGUGGCUUCAACGUGAACAUACCCUGGAACAAGAAGGGCAUGGGCGAUCUGGAGUAUGCGUUGGCCUUCCAGCAACUGAUCAUGCCCAUUGCGUACGAGUUCAAUCCGCAGCUGGUGCUGGUCUCGGCCGGAUUCGAUGCGGCCAUCGGUGAUCCGCUGGGCGGCUGCAAGGUGACGCCCGAGGGCUACGGCAUGCUCACCCACUGGCUGUCGGCGCUGGCCGGCGGACGUAUCGUCGUCUGCCUGGAGGGUGGCUACAAUGUGAACUCCAUAUCGUAUGCCAUGACGAUGUGCACCAAGACGCUGCUGGGUGAUCCGAUGCCGACGCCCCAAUUGGGCGCCACCGCCGGCCAGAAACCGCCAACGGUGGCCUAUCAGAGCUGUGUGGAAUCGCUGCAGUCGUGCCUGCGCAUACAGCGCAAACACUGGCGAUCGCUGGAGUUCGUCGGACGGCGACUGCCGCGCGAUCCCGCCGUUGGCGAGAACAACAACGAGGAUUUUCUUACCGCCUCCUUGCGGCAGUUGGAUAUCGCAAAUGACGACGCUCCGGGGGCGUCGGGCGAACUCGCCGACGAUCAGACCGCUUGCGGCGGGGAGCGGCCCAGCGGCAGCAAGCCCAAAGUCAAGGUAAAAACGCUCACCGAGUAUAUGGCGGAGCAUAAGGAGGCCCUCGAGCAGAACGAGAUGUACGCCGUGUAUCCGCUCAAGACGUGCCCCCAUUUGAGGCUGCUGCGACCGGAGGAGGCGCCGCAAUCAAUAAACAGCUCGGACGCGUGCAGCGUGUGCCGAACGAAGGUGGAGAACUGGGUGUGUCUGAGCUGCCAGACGGUGGCCUGCGGACGGUUCAUGAACGAACACAUGGCGCUGCACUCCCUGGAGAUGCAGCAUCCGCUGGCGAUGAGCAUCGGCGACCUGUCCGUGUGGUGCUACGGCUGUUCCUCGUACGUGGACCAUCCCCGUCUGUACGCCUUCCUCAAUCCGCUGCAUGUGGCCAAGUUCCAGGAGCCGAUGCUCUGGACGUAUGCCUGUGCGAAGCGCGACGACGGCUGCUAUCCACUGGGGCCAGAUGGGCGGGAGGAGGACGACGACGUCGCCGGCGGCAGCAGCAGCAGCAGCGGCGGCGGCGGCGGCGGCGGCGGCGGCGGCGGCAUCUGUCUCCAACUGGAGCACAACAACUGACCCUUGGCCAUACGCGUGCUAAAUUCCCUCACGGACUACAUGUGCACGCUCUGCCCGCCGCUCAGACACCUGAUCCAGUUCCUGGCCGAACACCUCUGGCCGCUGCUGGAACGCAUUUACCUUAACCUCUUACACUACUUCCUGGCCCACUGAGCCCCAAAGCCUAGAUCCUAGAACCUGCAUCCUGCAUCCCGAAUCCCGAAUCCCGCCUCCACAAUCCCAUUUGCCCGUAAACAAACAAACAAACAAGAAAGAAAAAAAAAAAACAUAUACAACAGGAAAUUAUUGUUAAUUCGGGAGCUGCCAGCCAGUCAGGUACUGGUGAUCCUGAUCCUGGCAUUUGGAACUGGACUCCCUCUCAAAUUUAUACAAAUGCAAAUUGUUAAUGUUAUCAACUAAUGAUCUAAUAAAAACUUCGAGUGUUUUUCGAG